Messenger RNA from Artibeus jamaicensis (Jamaican fruit-eating bat), 1331 nucleotides. RefSeq names its product biogenesis of lysosomal organelles complex 1 subunit 4 (gene BLOC1S4). Gene Ontology annotation, cellular component: BLOC-1 complex. The record is from RefSeq and is a predicted model, not a curated record. Bases 46 to 702 code for a protein of 218 amino acids. The transcript has a single exon. NCBI's taxonomy places the organism in Eukaryota, Metazoa, Chordata, Mammalia, Chiroptera, Phyllostomidae.
CACACAGAGGCCGGAAGCAGUCUGGGAGCCCGGAAGUCGCUGGCUAUGGAGGGUCGCUCCGUGGACUGCGGGCCCUCUCAAGAGGGAUCGGGGGCGGAGGAGGCCGAGCCCCAGGGCGCCGGCUGGAGCGGGGACAGCGGUAAUGUGUCCCAGAGCCAGAGCAGCGCCUCGGGGCCGUGGGAGGAGGAGGGCUCGGAGUUGGGCGCGCCGAGCCGCGAUCUGCCGCUGCUGCGCCGCGCUGCCGCCGGCUACGCCGCCUGCCUGCUGCCCACCGCCGGAGCACGGCCGGAGGUGGAGGCCCUGGACGCGAGUUUGGAGGAGCUGCUCACCAGGGUGGACGAGUUCGUGGGCAUGCUGGACAUGCUGCGCGGCGACUCCUCCCACGUCGUCAGCGAGGGCGUGCCUCGCAUUUACGCUAAGGCCACCGAGAUGCGGCGGGUGUACGGCAAGAUCGACAGACUCGAAGCCUUUGUAGGCAUGGUCGGCGCCAGUGUGGCCAGAAUGGAAGAGCAGGUCGCCAGGGCGGAGGCCGAGCUGGGGUCUUUCCCCAGUACAUUCCGGAAACUCCUGCACACGAUUCCCGUGCCCUCCAUCUUCAACAAGGCGCCCCCUAGCGGGCCCCGGCAGACCCGCUACGAGCCCCCCGUCCUGUUUCGGACCGAGGACCACUUUCCCUGUUGCAGCGAAAGACCUCUGAUCUGAGUCGGCCGGACCACAUUUCGAGAAGACGCUGCCUUCUCAGAUUACCUCGAGUGUUACUCGAUUGAAAAUCCUGUUAGACAUAUGCCGGAGUGCGGAAUUUUAAAGUUGAUUGUUUGCGCACAGUUUCUCACUGUCUUCGUUAUUUCACGUUGAAUGUAUGCUUUCUAAAUGUCUUCCAAUUCUCACCUGAAAGUUGCUUGGUGGGAGCGAUAGAGCAGGCAGAGUGGAUGAAUUUAUGCGUUGUGGCAAAACUGUUAUUUUUAUGGAUUUUACGGCUCAACAAACAGUAUUACUUUUAAAAGAUUUAUAUAUUUAUAUAUUCUCUGGAAAACUACUGAGCCAUUAAAGCUUUGUUAUAAUUCGAUCCUAAUAGUGAUUCAGUUUUCUACAGCUUAUUCUUGUGGUAGGUUGUAAAUUACUUAACAUCCUAUUAAACUUGCCACAUGGAUUGUAAACCUAAGGAAAUUACACAAUUUCUGAGAAAACUUAUUGAAUUAUUCCAGCUAAUUCCGAAGUUGUAAUUGAAAAUAUGACCUCACAAUCUUAACUUGUUCAUAGCAAACAUGUCUAUAUAAGGUUGCCAAGGUUUGGUUUAUAAUUCAAAUAUUAAUAAAAAUUUUUAAAUUUUA